Molecule: messenger RNA, 2325 nt
Organism: Cladophialophora carrionii CBS 160.54
Lineage: Eukaryota; Fungi; Ascomycota; Eurotiomycetes; Chaetothyriales; Herpotrichiellaceae
Exons: 2
Coding region: 1-2325 (774 amino acids)
Biological process (GO): transmembrane transport; fungal-type cell wall biogenesis
Source: RefSeq, a predicted model, not a curated record
AUGCGGCCACAGAGCUCAUUAUCCUGCCUCCUCGCCCUUCUCACCGCCCUCUCCCUCUCACCUUUCACCGUCGCCGAGAACAUCAUCGAGUCGAACUCGUUAAACUCGUGCAAGAGCGGCUCCAAUUUUACAGCAACGCUGUUCAAUGUCGCCUACACCCCUAAGAACAGCAGCAUCGGCAUCAACAUCAAUGGUGUCUCCUCCAUAGUGGGAAAUGUGACGGCGCAACUGGAGGUGAUCGCCUAUGGAUUCACCAUCCUCAACGAAACUCUCGACCCCUGUUCGAUGGGGCUGGCAGGGUUCUGUCCCAUGCAGACCGGUCAGAUCAAUAUCGAGACAAAUAUUGAUGUUCCCAGCGAUGUCUCCAAGCAAGUGCCAGGGAUCGCGUAUACUGUACCCGACCUGGACGGUGUUGUUCGAGUCUACGUCACCUCUCUUGACACGGGCGACGUGAUUGCUUGCAUGGAGGCCGAUCUUUCCAAUACGAAGAGUGUCUACCAACCUGCUGUAGGCUGGGCUACUGCCAUCAUUGCCGGCUUGGGUCUCGUUGCGGCUGGCGUCACUUCGGGCCUUGGUCAUCCCAAUACCGCGGCCCAUGUUGCUGCGAACGCUGUCUCGCUCUUCGGCUUUUUCCAAGCUCAGGCUGUGAUUGGAAUGACCUCGGUGACGAUGCCGCCUAUUGUGCAGUCAUGGACCCAAAAUUUCCAAUGGAGCAUGGGUAUCAUCCGUGUUGGAUUUCUGCAAUCCAUCGCUACAUGGUACCAACGAGCAACGGGGGGUACACCAACUACGUAUCUUUCGACUCUCAGCACGUUCUCCGUCCAGGUCCAGAAGCGCGCCAUCAAGCGCUCCCUCGACACCAUGGUGUCGUUUGCAACACAGAAUCUUCGAUAUCUCGCGAAACGUCAGAGCUCCGCGACCACAACCGCCACGGCCGAUAACGUCAAGGUGGUUCGUGGAAUCGAUAGAGUCGGUUUCAGAGCAGGGAUUGAGCAGACCAACAUCUUCAUGACCGGUCUGAUCUUCUUCGUCUUUAUUCUCUUCAUGGUCGCCGUCCUGGUCGCUCUCACCAAGGUGAUCCUCGACGGCUGUGCCAAAGCCGGCUGGAUGCGGUCGGAACGAUUCUUGGAGUUCCGCAAUGGCUGGAAGAUUGUCAUCAAGGGCAUUCUGUUCCGAUUGGUCGCGCUCGGCUUUGUGCAAAUGUCCAUCCUCUGCCUAUGGGAAUUGGUCGAGCGGGACUCCGCCGCCGAGGUUGUUUUGGCUCUGGUCGUCUUCAUCUCCAUGGCCGCCGCUCUGGGAUGGGCCUCGUUCAAAGUCAUCCAACUGGCCAAGAAGUCGGUCGCCAUGCACAAAAACCCGGCCUACAUUCUCUAUUCCGACCCUGAAUGCCUGAACAAGUGGGGCUUCCUUUACAUCCAGUACCGUGCGACGGCCUACUACUUCAUUGUCCCUCUCUUGGCGUAUAUCCUGGUCAAAGCUAUUUUCAUUGCCUUUGCGCAAAAAUCGCCGGUCGCUCAAGCUGUCGGCCUCCUCAUCGUCGAAGCCGUUGCGUUGAUCGGUACCAGCGUGGUGCGACCCUACAUGGACAAGAAGACCAACAUCUUCAACAUUUCCAUUGCCGCAGUCAACUUCUUGAACGCCAUAUUCCUCCUGGUCUUUUCAGAUGCUUUCGGUCAGCCGGAGAUGGUCUCGGGCGUCAUGGGCGUCAUCUUCGCCUUCUACAACGUCGUCUUUGCGGCGGUUCUUCUGCUCCUGGUGCUUAUUGCCUCCAUCUAUGCUAUUGCAUCCAAGAAUCCUGAAAUCAGAUAUCAGCCGAUGCGCGACGACCGAGGUAGUUUCAUCAAGUCUCAGGCCGCCCUCACCACGGAGCUGGACGCACUGGGCGCAACUGCGAGACAAGAUGGACAAACUGCGUACGUCAAAGACAAAGGCUAUGAUGAUGAUGCGUCCUUUACCAGCGAGUCCCUCAAGCAUCAACCCGAGAUCUCGCAGCAACCAAUGACGCAAACUCAACCAUAUCCUCCACAGGACUACAACACCCCCAUGUAUCCUAGCGAUCAGCCGGGUCGUCGCGGUCCGCCACAAUCACAUGAGCAACGACAGAUGUACAAUCAGGGGUACAACAACAGUGGCGACUACGGCUAUGGUGGACGACCAACCACGGGUCACAGCCAGCAAACGUAUGACCGAAGCAUGAGCAGUCUGGCUAGCGGUGGCUACCAAUCGCAGCCACCUCGGUCCGCACAGGGCGGCCAUCCUCCACCACAAUCUUUCAGACAGCAAAACAACUCAAGCCCCUGGCAACGAGGCGCAGGUUAUGAUUAA